UUUUCCGUAGAUUAGUCCGUCCACUCUGCCGGGAGGGACCCCCAACUCCAGCUCUCUCUAUCUCUGCAGAUCCCCUCUAUCUGUGUUGUGUGUUUGCUCUGCUCGUCCCGUAUUGUCGUAGCCCUCUCCCCCCGUCCGUCCGUACCUGCAGCUACCGCUCCAACCUCGAGAGAGAAGGAAAGAGUUGGUACAUCGAAGCGACAGCAAACGCCAUACUAUUCUGCCUAUAACCCGACAGACAGUAAAAGAACGCCCGCUCCCUAUCCCUCCGAUCCACCUACCAACACAUCUGCCGGAGACGGUGUGUGUGUUAUCAGAACACCCCUGAAUUUUAGGUAUCGUUUCCCUGCCCUUUUAACUUUUUUACGCGACAGAAGAAUUCGAUCACCGCAACUCUCUAAAAAUAUUUCACAAUCACUCGGCAAUCACUCAUACAAAAUUUUUAGGCAAACAGAAUGGUAUUGUAAUCCAUUGAAAAAAAAUCUGACAUUCGUGACGGCUUCAGACGCUGUAUUGUAUGGUACCACUGAAAGCAGACAAGGGAGCGCACGGUGGCUGCGUUUCUGCAAAGCAAGAGCACUCAGGCAGUUUGUAAACACUGCCACGGCAACAAGUAAACUACGCACUAUUCCUAACGGACAAGAGUUAAUAUACGAUCUGAUUUGAAAACUACAGACACUGAAUCUUCAUACAAUUGUAUACACUGUUGAUCUUUGAAGACCAACGUAUAAGAAUUGGACUGCAUACAAACAAGUUUCAGUUUCGGGAAGUUUUUGGAAAAGUUGGCUGUUGUAUUGCGAAAUGGCGUCGUCCAAUUCACUGGUGUCCUCGUCGGCCCAAGUCAAGAUGGGCUCUGGCCUCAACCGCAGCCACAGCCAGGGCAGUUUCAGCAAGAGCAGUGGUGGGGGAGGAGGAGGGGCUGUGAUGAGCGCUUCUCCUGCCAGCCCCAUCUACCCCAACACACUGAGCAGUAUCAGAGAAACUGGCAUCAUUGACAAGCUGAUGCCAACAUUUGGAUUCAUCAUCUGCUGUGAGAGAAACGAGUCAAUCUUCUUCCAUUUCUCCCAGUACAGUGGCAACAGCUCCGACCUGCGGGCUGGAGAUGAGAUAGAGUUUGAAGUUGGAACGGACUCUCGUACCAACAAGCUGAUCGCCCGGCGACUGGUGAAACUGCCGGCUGGAACCGUGUCUUUUGAGAGUAUCAGUGAAGAGAGACUCCUGGGGAAGGUGGACUGUGAGCCCAGGGUGGUCAGUGGUGGCUCUGGUGCUAGUGGAGAGGGAGGAGGCAAGGGAGGGAGGUCCAGCAAGGCGUACGCGGACCCAGGGAUGGGGAGGAUCAUCUACGAACGCAGCGGAGAGUUCUUCUUCAUUCCCUACGCCUUCACUGACGUCAACGAUGAGAGGGACAUCCACAAGGGAGACGAGGUCUCUUUCUACAUGGCCAAGAACAAGAGGUCAGGAGCUCUGCGGGCGAGACUGGUUCGACUGGUCCAGCCAGCCACGGUGGAGACAGUCCAGGGAAUUGUCAAGACUCUCAAAGACUCGUUUGGGUUCAUAGAGAGAGCCGACGUGGAGAGAGAUAUAUUCUUCCACUACAGUGAGCUGUCUCAAGGGGCAGAGAGUGAGAUGGCUAUGGGAGCAUGUGUAGAGUUUGUCAUCCAGAGCAGACAGGGAAAGGAGGUGGCGACCCAGAUCAAGGUCCUCCCAUCAGACUCGGUCCAGUUUGACUCGGUGGCAGAGGAGUUGUUCCAGGGAGCAGUGAGGACACCCGUCAUACGCUCCUUCACCCACGGCCGCGGGAAGGAGCUGGAGCCACAGCCUGGAGAACUCGUCUACCAGUCUGAGGGGGAUGGUAUCACAAAUCUCCCCUACGCCCACAACGACCAGGGAAUGAUAGCAGCUCUGAGGGAUGGAUUUGGUUUCAUCAGAUGUGCCGAGAGAGACAUGCGACUUUUCUUCCACUUCAAUGAAGUCAUUGACACUGAACAUAAGCUGACUCAACAUGAUGAGGUGGAGUUCACUGUCCAAAACGACUACACCAAUGAGAGGCUGCAUGCAGUGAGGGUCAAGAUAUUGACUCCUGGAUCAGUGCAGUUUGAGGAGGUAUCAGAGAGGGUGUUCUCAGGGAGUGUGGAGGACGAGUUGCCAGGAGAGUGUGGCAGGAACAAACCCAACAUACUCAAGAUACAGGCAGACGGUGACCGUGGGACCAUCCACUACCUGGACUCCUCGGGGGAGCCCCAGGUCGUCAGCUACUACUGGGCAUCUGAGGCCCUCCAGUUCGGGGACCAGGUGGAGUUCAGAGUCGUCACUCGCAGCUACGACAAACUGGUCACGGCCGUCGACAUCAAGGUCAUCCAGAAGUCUAAGGACAUCCGUUUUAGGGGGUUUGUGGCGACUCUGAAGGACAGCUAUGGAUUCAUAGAGUCAGAGGAACAUGACUGCGAGCUCUUCUUCCCCUUCAGUUCGUGUAACAAGUUUUGUGACCCGCGAGAGCUGGAGGUAAUGGAUGAGGUGGAGUAUUGCAUCGUCCGCAAGAGCAACAGACUGGCUGCUGAUGAGAUCAAGAAACUGCCUCGAGGAACCAUCACUACUGAACAGGUCCAGCCAGGGGUCCGUGAGGGGAAUGUCCUGAGACCGAUGAAGAGUUCUGAAGAUCCUCAGGACUACGAGGGACUCAUCAAACCUCUCUCCAAUGGAACCACACCCAACUCCACACACAACGGUUCUCCACUGCCUCCCCAGUUGCCCUACACUGCCACUAGUCUCAUUGACCACAGGAUCGUCCUCCAGGAAGGAGACCCGGUGCAGUUCCAGGUGGGACUGGCGGUAGAUGGAGGAGGAAUGAGGGCAGUCAACAUUGUCUCGAGACAUGCUUUCCUCAGAGGAAAUGUAGAGAGCAUCAAAGGACAGGGACAGUAUGGGUUCAUUAGUUACCAUAACGAGGGGGGCCCGGGGAGUGUCUUUUUCCACAUGAACUCCCUCACGGGGGGCUGUGACCCUGGUGACCUUCGACCUGGGGACGAGGUGGAGUUCCUCAUCAGUGUCAGUCACAAGACCCAGAAGACCAGUGCCAUCCACGUCAAGAAACUAAGUGCAUCAGUGAGGCCUGACAGACUCAUCAGGAGAACCUCCAUGCCUAACAACCUCACCUCAACUGUGAUAAUCCGUCAGCCAAAGGGUCCAGAUGGGACUAAAGGGUUCUCCCAGCAGUAACAAUAGUCUUACACAACUCACAGUGGGCUCUCAUUCAAACAUGUGUACAUGCACCCCAUGUGGUGUAUGUCUGAGUGAGUAGCUACACUUGUGCAGUUGUAGGAAUACAAGAUAAGAAAAAAAGAACUAAGCCACAAGAUCAUGACACUCUCAGAAUUCUAAUUUUACUGUAGACUGAAAUAUUGUUGUUUUAUUGUAAGACAAGUGUGUCUUGCGUAGGUUUUGCCAUAACGUACUAGUUUACCCACCC
This is a messenger RNA of Geodia barretti, 3466 nucleotides long. The record is from the annotation of a GenBank genome assembly. NCBI's taxonomy places the organism in Eukaryota, Metazoa, Porifera, Demospongiae, Tetractinellida, Geodiidae.